Molecule: messenger RNA, 5910 nt
Organism: Scylla paramamosain (green mud crab)
Lineage: Eukaryota; Metazoa; Arthropoda; Malacostraca; Decapoda; Portunidae
Product: mucin-2-like
Exons: 10
Coding region: 877-5484 (1535 amino acids)
Source: RefSeq, a predicted model, not a curated record
ACAGCCUGGGCUUAGUCGCGGCAGGACCAUGUGGUGUCCUCGCGGCGCUGCCAGUGGUGCCGCGGAGCUCGUGUAGUGAGUAUGUGUAUUUAUUUAGCUUCCCCUUGUGCCAAUCCCUCUUCACCACUCGCCCGACGCGUCACCUGCAGGAUAAUACUCAACGCUCAAGGGACACGUGGAAGUAAAGAGUGACAGUGCUUAGUUCACAGUUCGGAAACUUUGAACACUAAAGAAAUUUCAGGUUGAUUACGUUAUUAGAGUUGAUUGCAUACCUGAUGGUAACGACAGGUGUAAUUAGCAGGUGCAACGUUAUGAAUUUGUAGUAAAAACAGUGUUACAGGACCCGACAAGGGAAGUAGGGAACAUAUAUUCAUUAAAACGUUGAAAAUCUAUACUAAAAAGGAGUGAAAGAAAAAAAAAGAGAAAAUUUGAUAGUGAGGAAUGAAGCGGCGGUGUUGUGGGAUAGCGGAGAUGAGUAACACGUGAAAUACCAUGUAAGAUGUGCCUUCAUGAGGAUACUGGGCGAGACUGCAAUGGUGCUGGCUGGCCGGCCCGUCAUGGUGCUGAUGGUGGUGGUGGUGAUGAUGAUGGUGGUGGUGGUGGUGGUGGUGGAAGGACACAUACCAGUCACCGAGGAAGAGGAGGAGCGCAUUGAGCCGACUCCAGUGGUGGUGCUGGCGGGCGGUGAGCAGACCAGCCACAUCCUCUGGCCUCUGGAGGGGGUCGGAGGGCAGCGGCGGUGGAUACAGUAGCGGUGGCGGGGACAGAUUUGGGAGGUUCAAGCGAGAAUACAGCUUAGAGGAUUUUUUGAUUUGGCUGCCUUCAGGGGAUGGACCAACUGAGGAGCGACAGCACCGCGCCAGGGACACCUCUUGGAUGGACCGAGCGCAGGUCAUCACCACCACUGUUUUCGUCACUACCACGCUCUUCACCACCGUGCCCCAGCUGCCUGCCGCCGCCACCACCAAGCCACCAACCCUCUCCACCGCCGCCAUCACCUCCGAUGACCCGCCACGACCAGCCUCGGGAACCAAACGAGGUACCAAGGGAUUCACUCAACUCAGCAACACCGCGUCUAGUCAUCUUUGGAAUACGACUAAUUACUACGACCUCGUGGACUCCAUACAAAAUGACCAGGCGACCUCAGGGGGUAGACGAACCCAGACACACCACGUAACAGUGACCAGAACGACCACUACCUCACCACCGUCACUGCUGGCCUCCCUCCCUGCCACACAGCCCCCCUGCUUCACCACCACGACCACAACCACCAUUCUCACCACCACCAAAGUCGCCCCGCCACCCCAGCUCUCCAUAACAACCACGAGUAGUAGUUCAUACGACCUGACGGACUUAGUGAGGUCGUCCAUUGAGUAUCCAGGACCUUCUGCUACCUUUACAAGUCACACGCCUACGCCAUGUCUUGCCAAGACCAGCACGACCCCGCCAGCCCUUACCACGACCCUCACGCACGCCCCUUCCUCCCCUAGUGAAGUGUACGUGACAGCCCUUGGGUUUCCUGACGGAGAGACCCUCACCACCCCACAGUUGCCAGAUAAAGAGGAUGACAAGCUCCCCCUCACCACGCCUGUUAUCCCUCUCCCCCAAGCCUGCCUCCCUUGCUCCAAAAACUCUACUGAGACUACGACUGAGACUACUACUGAGACUACUACUGAGACUACUACUGAGACUACCACUGAGACUACCACUGAUCACCCAGACACCACUACUACUACCAGCAUCACCACCACGGAUAGCAACACCAAUCCUGAUGUUAAUGAUGGGGAGACUUCAGACACCACCACCACUGUCACUAAUUUGACAACAACUGAUGCUACUACUACCACUAAUGAUUCCACGUCCCUCACCGCCACAGACACCAAUGAAAGCACUACUACCACCGACACUACUACUACUACUAUUACUACUGGUGCUGACAGUGACACGACUACUACUACUACUACUGAUACCACUACUACUACUACUGAUACUACUACUACUACUGAUAUUACUACUACUACCACUACUACUGACUCUACCACUACUACUGACGCUGAUACUACACCUACUACUGAGAUUACUACUACUACUACUACUACUACUACUGAUACUACAACUACCACUGAUACUACAACUACUACUGAUACUACUACUACUGCAGCUACCACUGAUACUACAACUACUACUGAUACUACAACUACUACAGACACUACUUCUACUACUGAAACUACAACUGCCACAACUGACCAUCUAAGGGCUGUCAUCACCACCACAGACAUCACCACUACUCCUGACACUACCACUGAUACUUCAACCACCACUGACAUCACCACUACUACUGAUACUGCUACUACUGCUGAGGGUUCUACUUUCUUAACACUCCCUGACAAUGCCACUUCGCUAUCUACUACUGAUACUACAAUUACUACUACUGAUACUACUACUACUACUGAUACUCCUACUACUACUACUGAUAGUGUCACUACAAACACUACUACUGCAGACAUCACCACUACCACUGAUGUAACUACGACUUCUACCACGCAAGACACUACACCUGACACCACCACUACGCUUACUACCACUGCAACACCAGACACCACCUAUGAGACUACAACUGCUACUGAGACUCCUACUACUACUGACACUGCUGCUACUACUACCAUCACCACUGCUAUAUCUGACACCACUACUGACACCACCACUACCACUGACACCACCACUAUAACUGACACCACCACUACUACUGAAGUCACCACCACUGUUACUAACGCUACGACCACGGAUACAACCGCCACCACCACUGACACCACCACCACUACUACUGACGCGACCACCACGACCACUGACACCACUACCACCACUGCCGCCACCACCACCGAGGGCUGUGUGGAUGGUGAGGAGGUGGAUGGUGACCACUCCACUUCGAACUCCACGCGACGGCCCUGCGUCACUGCCGGCGUGGUGGUGGAGGCGGUGGACCUCUCUCCCGCCACCACAGGGGAGGGGCACCAGGGAGAACACACCACUACAGAGACCACCACUGACACCACCACCACCACUGACGCCACCACCACCACUGACGCCACCACCACCACUGACACCACCACCACCACUGACGCCACCACCACCACUGACGCCACCACCACCACUGACACCACCACCACCACUGACACCACCACCACCACCACCUCUAGUGACGAGGGCGGCACGGAACACCUGGCCGUGGACUCGGUGCUUACCACCACCACCGCCUACCUCUUCCCCGCCGAGGGUGACGGCGCCGUCCACACCCCCUCCACCUCCUCCCCUGCCAGCACCGCGUUGGAGGACGUGCUGUACACCGCCACCCCUGAAGGUGCCACCACCACGGAAGCUCCCGAGAACCCGCCAGAUGCCUCCCCCGCUCAUUCCCCCUGCCGCGCCUGUGCUGGGAGACGCACCACCCCGCCGCCCACCACGCCCCGGGACGACGUGGAAGAGUCUUCCCGCACCCCCUGCCGCUGCUCCUCCCGGCGCCCUUCCACUGAGGAGUCCUUUGAUAACACCACGACCACCACCCUCACCACCGUGCCGCUCAACACCACCACCACCACCACCCUGGUGUCAUUGACCCACCCCCCCACCCCCACGCCCCUGCCCGAGCUGCUCACCACGAAGGAGACCAUCGUGCCCUGCACCACCACGCAGGACACCGCCCACAUCUCCGCCUCCACCAAGGGGUCCCCGGCAGAGCAGCCCAGCGCGCCCAGCCCCAGCAACAACGCCUCGGUGCCCCUGGACCAGCGCUACUGGGUGAGGACGGUGCUGGAGGGGCCGCCGCAGCAGGAAGACCCGCAGCUGUACUGGAGUAGCAUGGAGACAGCCCUCACCACGGUGUUCCAGCUGGCGUACCAGCGCACCGAGGCGCGCCGCCUGGGACAGCAGGGCCUCAAAGCCAUCUUCACUCCCGCCCCCACCUCCAUCCCCACCCCGACCCCCACCGUCAACCCUUACGAGAACUACACCACCAUCAUCGCCAGAGUUCCCCGCAGCGACCUGCCCCCCACGCCCCCCACUGCCCCCCUCCGUCCCCACCACCAGGCCUUGCUCUCUCCGGCAGGCAAGACCCAGGCUACCCCGCCGCGGCCCGCCACGCCCCGCCCCGUGUACCAACGAAGGAAACGACGAGUGGAGGAGAGGGCGCGUCUGAGGGGCAGCAACGCAUCCCCCGCAAGCUCCGAGGCUUCGCGCCUGCUGGAGCGACGGGCAGCGGGGUCCUCGGUGGUGGUGAGGCUGCAGAACGUGACGCACGACAACGCCACGGACACCACGGAGCUGGUGUAUGCAGUGUUCGAGGGCGCCGAGCCCGUGCUGGCGAAGGAGGCGGUGAAGGUGGCACAGGAGGUGGAGGAGAUGGAGGUGGCGGUGAUGCUGGACCAGGUGGUGCUGGUGAAGGCUGAAGAAUACCUUGGCGUGCCCCCUUCACCCUCCGCCAAGUCCCCCCUGGUGUACACGAUCAUCGGGGGCGUGGUGGGGGGCGUGAUGCUGCUGGUCUUCAUCACCUGGCUGGCCGUGCACCUGUACAAGAGACCUGCCCCCUCUUCCUCCUCGCCUCGACACCUGCACCCUGACUCUGAGAGAGGGUCUCCGCGCAGUCUGGCCAGCGGCACGGGCUAUCCUGGCCACCUCAACCUGGGCUACUCCAGCAGCAGGGAGGAGAAGCUGGAGGCCGCCAACCUGUCUCCAAGUGGACGGAACCUUCAGGGCGAGAGUGCCCGGCCCCUCACCUCCACCUCCCCGCGCGGCCAGGUGCCCCGUGCCAGGCAGGGGUCAUUACUGGGGUCCAUUGGAAGCCACACGCAGAUCCCACGACCACAGCUCUACGAUAGCAACAGGAAGGAGAAGGGGUACGACACCACGGAGGAGGACGACGAGGAGGAGGAGGAGGAGGAGGAGGAAGAGGGUGAAGAGGACAUGGAGGUGCCUGACGGAGGUAGAGGCAGUACCAUCCAGAGGAGUAAAAGAAGGCUGUUGGGUGUUGAAGGAUCUAUGGAGGAACCCUUGUACAGUUCUCCCAAGCCCGCCCACGUGCAGUACCCCCACCCAGGCACCCACUCCACCACCAUCUCCACGUCACAGUCCACUUCCCUGCACUCCGAGCCGCAGCAUCACCUGGUGGCCAACAUGCUUCAGAGCGCCGCGGACUUCACCUCCAACAGUACCCGUGGCUCCUCCGUGCUGCCGCCCCCGCUGCUUCCGCCCCCGCAAGGCUUCGAUAAGGACUCCGAGGUGGGCUUCAUCCCCGGCACCUCCCUCCCGAAGUUCCUCCCGCCGCCCCGAGUGCCCAUCAUGUCCCCGGACCGCAACGCCUCCUCCCGCCUUAAUGCCUACGAUUUUGACCCCGAGGCGCCGCCCAUCCCGCCCAGGAACUACACGCGGGAGGAGGCAGGUCUCCCGCCCCUCAUGCAUCCCUCGGCAUCCCCCCGCCCCGCCCAGAGAUGAGGGACGCUCAGGUGGAGGCGCGUGUGGGGGAGGAGGGAGAGAGGACGACGCCACAAUACGUACAGGAAAGCCUCCACCGCCGCCCCUCCGCUGCCUCCUCCCACCUCUCGGACUCCGCGGGGUCAGAGGUGAGUUUCCCCAACGUGGGUCGCCUCCGCCGCCGCUUCCAUGAUCUGCUGGACGACGCCUUCUCUCUGCUCAACGGCCAGCGCCCCGGGGACAAGGUGACGCCCCUUACCACACCCUCGCCGCCUCGCAGGGGACGCGCGAGAUCGGCAGCGUUGUAUUUCAGGUGGUGGGAGUGGUGCCCCUGGAUGACGGCAAGUCCCCGAGGUCAGCGUGGAGUGACGGGCGGUCCGGGGCGGGCAGGGGGAGGCCGGGCAGCAGCGGCAGGCCAGGCAGCGGGAGGAGUGCGAGGAGCAUCAC